AAAAUCAAACAAUAUUUUUUCUCCUCUCAAAUGGGGUUUUCAAGGACAAAAAGUUCAUACUCUCUUAUUGCUCUUAGCUUUCUCACCAUUUCCUUUCUAUGUUUAGAAAAUGCCAAUGGUUGUUGCAAUGAAUACAAAGGUAAGUGGGUGUAUGACAGCUCCUAUCCUCUCUACGAUUCAUCAGCCUGUCCAUUCAUCCACAAGGAGUUUAAUUGCCUCAAGUAUGGCCGCCCUGAUCAUCUUUACCUUAAAUAUAGAUGGCAACCAAGCAAGUGUAAUUUGCCAAGGUUUGAUGGGACGCAUUUGUUGAGGAGAUUAAAGGGCAAGAAGAUAAUGUUUAUUGGGGACUCCAUAAGUAUAAACCAAUGGCAAUCUCUGUUAUGCAUGCUUCACGCUGCAGUGCCUGCUACAUCUGGUAUAAUCACACAAGACUUCCAUAAUCACUCUGUUUCCACUGUUACUUUCAAGCAUUAUAAGGUAUCCGUGAUGCUAUUUCGUUCGUUGUACUUAGUAGACGUUGAUAAGGAAACAAUUGGCAGAGUUCUGAAAUUGAAUUCUGUAAGGAAUGGAAAUCUAUGGAAAGAAAUUGAUGUUUUGAUAUUCAACACUUGGCAUUGGUGGCACCGUAGAGGACUAAAGCAACAAUGGGAUUAUGUGCAAUUUGAUGGAAAGAUUCGUAAGGACAUUGAUCGCACGGUUGCUUUUCGUACAGCAUUGAGAACAUGGGCUAAAUGGGUUGAUUCAGAUGUGGAUACCAAUAGAACUAAAGUUAUAUUUCAAGGAAUUUCCCCUUCUCACUACAAUGGCAUAGAUUGGAAUGAGUCAGGAGUAAGGAAUUGUUCAAAGCAAACAACACCAUCUAAGGGAUCGAGUUAUCCAACCGGUUUGCCUCUGGCAGAGUACGUAGUUAAAGAGGUCAUAAGGAACAUCAAGAAACCUGUUCAUUUGCUUGAUAUUACAAUGCUCUCUCAAUUAAGAAAAGAUGCACAUCCUAGUACUUACAAUGACUUCAACGGCAUGGAUUGCACCCACUGGUGCGUUGCCGGCCUCCCCGAUACAUGGAAUCUACUUCUGUAUGCAGCUCUCAUCAAAUAGCAGAGAAAUUUGGUUCAGGCACUAGCCACCCAACAUAUAUGUGGUCUCUUUAAAUUAUUUAUCUUACUCAAAAAAGAUCAUAAGAUUAUACAUUGAAAAUAUAAAUUGUUUUACUUCUGUGUGCAGCUCUCAAUUAUUUAUGGCAGUUUUCAUAUUUGUAAUUCCCAGUGCCAAACAUGAUGCACUUCAAAAUCAAUACUUAGGUUAUAAUGUGAAAUGCAACAGUUCAAUAGUGGAUCUGCAAAAACUGAAUAAAAGAAAGUGGAAGCCCCCAUACUCCAAUAGAGCAACUCAA
Molecule: messenger RNA, 1390 nt
Organism: Gossypium arboreum
Lineage: Eukaryota; Viridiplantae; Streptophyta; Magnoliopsida; Malvales; Malvaceae
Product: protein trichome birefringence-like 39
Exons: 5
Coding region: 31-1095 (354 amino acids)
Cellular component (GO): Golgi apparatus
Molecular function (GO): O-acetyltransferase activity
Source: RefSeq, a predicted model, not a curated record